GAUGCUGAGAAUCAGCUCUCUGGAGUAAAUCCUUCCAUGGUGUUGGAGGGGGAAGUGUGCCAGCCCCUCUCCCGCAGGCAGGACCCCGGAGCCUGGGAAGGAUCAGACCCGUGCGGGCAGCGCUGGGGCUGAAGAAGGGGUUAAUACUGGGAGAGCAACAGGCUAGAGUUGACACUCGGAGGCAGGCGGGGCUGCCGGCGCCUGAUUGGCCUCAAAUCGUAUCCAAAAGUGGGUUGGGGAUAUUUUUUUUAGGUUUUUUCCCCUCUUUUUUCUAUUUUUUUCCCCUUCUCUACUUCUUCGUCUUCUUUUUAUUUUUAUUUUUUUUUAUUUCCCUUGUUUUGGGGGGAGGAUAUUUUUUGAAUUUCUUUACGUGGCUUUUUUUUUUUUUUUUUUUUUUUUGGUCGAGUUUCUCUCUCUCUCUCUCUCUCCCUCUCUCUCUUUCACUUCUCCUCCUCCCCCAGGCUCCGGCUGGCAGGGGAGGGGAGUGGGGAGAACAGCGAGAGAUCAAAAAUAAACCUCUUAUGUCAAAGCCGGGGGGAGAAAGUAUAAAUACAGCGGGCUCGGCGGCCGGCGCGGAGGCUGCGGGGGAAGAGCCCGGGGGGUGCGGGGCCGUGCCGGGAUGGGGCGGCGGGCGCUGCUGGGCGGCCGGGCCCCCCUCCACCUCCACCUGCUGCUGCUGUGCCACGCCUGGGCGCUGCCGCCGCCGCCUCCUCCGCGGGAUGCGCAGCCCGUGCUGCCCGCCCGCCUGCCCGCACCCUCGGGACAGCUGGCCCUGCGCCUGGCCGCCUUCGGCCGCGCCGUGGUCCUCCGCCUCCGCCCCGACAACGCGUUCCUGGCCCCCCGCCUCCGCCUCCAGCGCCUGGGCGGCCGCCGCCCGCCGCCUCCGCCGCGCCGGGGCUGCUUCUACUCGGGCGCCGUCGAGGGGAGCCCCGGCAGCCCCGCCGUGCUCAGCAGCUGCGGCGCCGGCGGGCUCAGAGCCGCUUUCCUGCUGGACGGGGCGGCCUACGAGCUGCAGCCGCUCGGGCUGGCGGUGCCCGGGCCGCCCUGGAGGAGGCUGCACCGGCUGAAGCGGCGCUCGGCCCCGCCGGGAGCGCGCCCCGCCCGCGGCGCCGGCGCCGCUCCGCUCCGCAGGGCCCCGCGCUUCGUGUCGCAGCCGCGCUUCGUGGAGACGCUGCUGGUGGCUGACGAGUCCAUGGUGCGGUUCUACGGGGAGGAUGUGGAGACCCACAUCCUGACCCUGAUGUCCAUGGCAGCUCACAUCUACAAGCAUCCCAGCCUGAGGAACUCCAUCAGCCUGGUGGUGGUGAAGGUGCUGGUGGUGGAGGAGGCGGCGGCAGGGCCGGAGGUGUCCGACAACGGCGGCCUCACCCUGAGGAACUUCUGCAGCUGGCAGCAAAGGUUCAACCCCCCGAGUGACCGGCACCCAGAGCACUACGACACUGCCAUCCUCCUCACCAGACAGGAUUUCUGUGGACACCAGAGCUGUGACACGCUGGGAGUGGCAGAUAUCGGCACCAUGUGCGACCGCAACAAGAGCUGCUCCGUGAUCGAGGAUGAGGGCCUGCAGGCAGCCUACACCCUGGCUCAUGAACUGGGCCAUGUGCUCAGCAUGCCCCACGACGACUCCAAGAACUGCGAGCGGCUCUUUGGGUCCCUGGGCGAGCACCACGUGAUGGCCCCGCUCUUCAUCCACUUGAACAAGACCCAGCCCUGGUCUCCUUGCAGCGCCAUGUACCUCACCGAGUUCCUGGACGGGGGGCAUGGUGACUGCCUGCUGGAUGCCCCGGCCAAGCCCGUGUCGCUGCCUGCCGAGCUGCCCGGACAAAGAGCCCUGUACAGCCUGGACCAGCAAUGCCAGCAGAUCUUUGGCAAGGACUUCCAGCACUGCCCCAACACCACGGAGGAGGAUAUCUGUGGCCAGCUGUGGUGCAGGAUGGGCAGUGGGGAGCCCCUCUGCCACACCAAGAAUGGCAGCUUGCCGUGGGCUGAUGGAACCCCCUGCAAAGCUGAGGGGCUGUGCUGGGAUGGGCACUGUGUGCAGCAGGAUGCCCUGAAACCCCAGGCAGCGCUGGACGGCGGCUGGGGCCCGUGGAGCGCGUGGGGCUCCUGCUCCAGGAGCUGUGGUGGAGGCAUCCAGUUCUCACACCGGCACUGCGACAGCCCCAGGCCCCAGCAUGGCGGCAGCUACUGCCAGGGCCAGAGAACCAAGUACCAGUCCUGCCACACCGAGGAGUGCCCGCCCGAUGGGAAAAGCUUUCGGGAGCAGCAGUGUGAGAAGUACAACAGCUACAACUUCACUGACCUGGAAGGGAACCACUUGGAGUGGGUUCCUAAGUAUGCGGGAGUGUCCCCCCGAGACAGAUGCAAACUCUUCUGCCGAGCCCGAGGGAGGAGUGAAUUCAAAGUCUUUGAGGCCAAAGUGAUCGAUGGGACGCUGUGUGGCCCAGAGACCCUCUCCAUCUGUGUCCACGGGCAGUGCAUCAAGGCUGGCUGUGAUCACGUCAUUGGGUCCUCCAAGAAGCUGGACAAGUGCGGGGUGUGCGGUGGCAAUGGCUCCACUUGCAGGAAAAUAUCUGGCUCGCUCAACAGAUCCAAAUAUGGCUACAAUGACAUUGUCACCAUCCCUGCCGGAGCCACCAACAUCGACAUCAAACAGCGCAGCCACCGAGGGGUGCGGCAUGACGGGAAUUACCUGGCCCUGAAGACCCUUGAGGGCAAGUACCUGCUGAACGGAGACUUUGCCAUCUCAGCCAUGGAGCAGGACAUCCUCAUUAAGGGCACCAUCCUGAAAUACAGCGGCUCCAUGACGACUCUGGAGAGGCUGCAGAGCUUCCGACAGCUCCCAGAGCCCCUGACCGUCCAGCUGCUGACGAUUGCCAGCGAGGUCUUCCCACCAAAAGUCAAGUACACCUUCUUCAUCCCCAAGGACGUCCCUUUCAGCAAGCAGAAGGGCAAAGAGAAGAAGUCAGUCAAUGUCAUCCGACCGAUGCUGACCUCCCAGUGGGUGUUGGGUGACUGGUCCGAAUGCUCCAAGACGUGUGGCUCCGGCUGGCAGCGGCGGACGGUGGAUUGCCGGGAUGUGGAGGGUCAAACCUCCUCUGCCUGCAACAGAUCCCUCAAGCCUGAGGACAUCAAGCCCUGUGGAGACACGCCCUGCCCUCUCUGGCGCCUGGGCCCCUGGUCCCCCUGCUCCCAGACGUGCGGCGAGGGCGUGCGGACGCGCAGCGCCUCCUGCAUCGAUUACACCGGGAAGAUCACCGCCCCGGAGAAGUGCAGCCCACCGGGGCCAGCGCCAGCCACCUCGGCCUGCGUGCUGCGGCAGUGCUGA
Messenger RNA from Cinclus cinclus, 3328 nucleotides. It is a transcript of the gene ADAMTS8, whose product is annotated as ADAM metallopeptidase with thrombospondin type 1 motif 8. Lineage: Eukaryota; Metazoa; Chordata; Aves; Passeriformes; Cinclidae. Gene Ontology annotation, biological process: extracellular matrix organization; proteolysis. The transcript has 9 exons. Bases 620 to 3328 code for a protein of 902 amino acids. The record is from RefSeq and is a predicted model, not a curated record. Gene Ontology annotation, molecular function: metalloendopeptidase activity; zinc ion binding.